This is a messenger RNA of Cyanidioschyzon merolae strain 10D, 687 nucleotides long. Its product is annotated as chloroplast signal recognition particle component SRP43. Lineage: Eukaryota; Rhodophyta; Bangiophyceae; Cyanidiales; Cyanidiaceae. Gene Ontology annotation, molecular function: protein binding. Bases 1 to 687 code for a protein of 228 amino acids. The record is from RefSeq and is a predicted model, not a curated record. The transcript has a single exon. Gene Ontology annotation, cellular component: nucleus; cytoplasm.
AUGUUUCUGGUUUCCUCGAGCCCUGCGCACGCGACUCGACUGCAGCGACGGCUGUUGACAAGACAGCGGUUGCCACUGCGCUCGUAUUCGACGCAAAAACUUCCGAGACAAGCGUCAUCUGCGCGUAGUUUACAGUGUAUUGGCUCGUUUUGGAGAAAACAGCCAGAUAGUGCGCAGAAGGAACAAGUGCACCUGCGCGAUACCUAUGACCCGCUGCCGUUGCACACAGCGCUGCAGCCACCGAAUACGAACGCGGAACGAGCGCGAGAGCUACUGCGGGCUCACCUGGACGGCAGAGGUCUUCCUUUCGAUGUGAACGCUGUCGACCGGGAUAACCGAACAGCGCUGCACUUUGCCGCGGCGCUCGGUUUGGCCGAAGUCGUCGAAAUGCUCAUCAAGGCUGGUGUCGAUGUGAACGCGCAAGACUCGCAGGGGCUCACCGCGCUGCACAUGGCAUGCGGGUAUGCACGUCCAGCAACGGUUCGUGCACUGACUGAUGCAGCGUGUGAUUUCUUGCGAUUUGAGUUGCGCGACUCGAGAAACCGCACUGCUCAACAGUUGGUCGAGGAGCUAUUGGCGCAGGAGCAACCGCGCAAGUUCGGCGGUCUUGUUCGCAACUCCAAAUACGAAGCCUAUUCGGAGAUCCUGGAGAUCAUCAAGACACACACGAACCGGACCAGCUCAUAA